Porites evermanni is the source of this 5183-nucleotide messenger RNA. Lineage: Eukaryota; Metazoa; Cnidaria; Anthozoa; Scleractinia; Poritidae. The record is from the annotation of a GenBank genome assembly.
AUGGCUAUUUUUAGUCUCCAUUUAGCUGGGGUGUCCUCGAUUUUGGGUGCAAUGAAUUUUAUAACAACUAUAUUUAAUAUGAGGGCCCCUGGGCUAACGUUGAAUAGAAUGCCCUUAUUUGUGUGGUCUAUCUUGAUCACUGCUUUUUUAUUAUUAUUGUCUUUGCCCGUAUUAGCGGGGGCCAUAACCAUGCUUUUAACGGAUAGAAACUUUAAUACUACUUUCUUUGAUCCUGCAGGGGGGGGAGAUCCGAUUUUAUUUCAACAUUUGUUUUGGUUCUUUGGGCAUCCUGAAGUUUAUAUUUUAAUAUUACCUGGCUUUGGAAUGAUUUCUCAAAUAAUACCAACUUUUGUUGCUAAAAAGCAAAUUUUUGGAUACUUAGGUAUGGUUUAUGCAAUGCUUUCAAUUGGUAUUUUAGGUUUUAUUGUGUGGGCCCAUCAUAUGUUUACGGUUGUUUUUAGCCAUUGAAAAUAGUAAUAUUUUUGAGCUUUGUCCUGCUAUAUACUGGCAAAAUCUUUUGAAAACAAAUGUUUGGCCGACAAGAUUUUUAUCUUAUAAAUUAAGGCGGCAAAGAUUGGGUUUUCCUAGGGUCAAUCAGUGGGAAACUAAGACCCUUUUUGGUGGAUCUUUUUUUUUCUGAGAAAGAGGAGUUUUAGGGUCCUUAGAGACUGCAUGCAGGAGAUUUAGACUUAAUAAUCAGUUUUUAAUUUCGCAAGAUUUUUCUUGAUGAAUGGGGUUUGUUGAGAUUGUUGGCUGGGGUUUUAUUACCAAAAAAAAGUUUUAUGGUGUCAGAGGCUUUGAUAUAAUGUUUUCAAUUUGGCGUAGUGUGGGGGAGGCUCAGCUUCUUUAUUACAUAAAAUGCCGAUUUGAAAAUGGACAUGUGGGCUUUUUAAAGUCGAAUGUCUCAGAAAGGUUUUAUCUUAUAGAUAAAAAGCCUACACUUAGUUUGGGGUUUUUACUGGCUUUUACUUUGGGUUGCUCUCAGGGGGGCUUUCCUGUUGGGUUUUUUGAAAAUUGAUUUGUGGGGCAAGUUGAUGGCGGGGGUCAUUUUAUUAUUAAUUUUAAGCAUAGUGGGAAGAAGGGUGCCCAAAAAGAAGUCGUUUUGUUUUUUGUAAUGGCACAAGGUCUUAAAGAUUGAUUCGUCUUGGAGCAACUUAAAGGUGGAUUAAGUGGGGUGUAUCGAUUUAAUAAAAAAGAUAACUUUUAUCUUUGAGAGGGAAAUCAGAGGGGGGUUUUGAUUAGGGCCAUAAAUCUUUUUAAGAAACAUUCUUUAUGAACUAAGAAAAAAAUAGCUUUUUUAAAGUGAUGAAAAGUAAAUGAAAAAUUUUAAAACGAAAGAAGAGGUUGAGAUUAAGGUACAGUCCAAGCUCGGAUAAGUUCCGACGUGGGGGGAAUUUCUAUAAUGGUUUCCUUAAUAUAUUAGUGGGAUGGAUGUGGACACAAGAGCAUAUUUUACUGCAGCAACUAUGAUUAUUGCUGUGCCAACUGGAAUAAAAGUGUUUAGUUGGCUGGCCACUAUCUUUGGAGGAACUUUGAGAUUAGACACUCCUAUGCUUUGGGCAAUGGGGUUUGUUUUUUUAUUUACAUUGGGUGGUUUGACUGGUGUUGUAUUAGCAAAUAGUUCUUUGGAUGUUGUUUUACAUGACACAUAUUAUGUUGUGGCUCAUUUUCAUUAUGUGCUCUCUAUGGGAGCCGUUUUUGCUAUUUUUGGUGGGUUUUAUUUUUGAGUAGGGAAAAUAACGGGGUAUUGUUAUAAUGAGCUAUAUGGCAAGGUCCAUUUUUGGUUAAUGUUUAUAGGUGUCAAUUUGACUUUUUUCCCUCAACAUUUUUUGGGCUUGUCGGGCUUCCCAAGACGGUAUUCUGAUUUUGCAGAUUCUUUUGCUGGUUGGAAUUUGGUUAGUUCUUUGGGCUCUACUAUUUCAAUAAUAGGAGUCAUUUUUUUCAUAUAUAUUAUUUAUGAUAUCUAUGUUUGAGAAGAGCAAUUUGUUGGUUGAACUGAUGAGGGUGAUGAGAGUUGGGCUUCUUUAGAAUGGGUUCAUGUUUCUCCUCCUUUAGUUCACACAUAUGAGGAAUUACCUUUUAUUAAAGAGAAUGAGGUAUAGCCAAAUGCGUAAACAUCUUAUUUGGUUUUAACUGUGUUGGACGCUUAUUUGUUAAUUGAUAGUUUUGUGAUUUAAUUAGGGGGCCGGCGAGCUCAUGUAGAGAAGACGAAUGGUGAGUCAUCGGGCUCAUGCCCCGAAGAAGUGGGUUCGAUUCCCACCUCUACACUUUUGGGUAAAAAGGAAAAAGAGAUAAAGGGAAAACUAAGAUAGGCUAAAUUGGACGGGAGAUUCGAAAGAGCGAAGAAGAAGCUUUAAACUCGUGUUUCAAUGCGGAGACGCAAUGAAGAGAACUGAAAAAUGAAACAUCUUAGUAUCAGAAGGGUACAAAGAAAUCAAACGAGAUUCCGUAAGUAGCGGGGAGCGAAAGCGGAGGAGUCCAGAAAGUGAGUAAAUAGUGGAAGAAAGGAGUUCACAUAUCUAAGACUAAAUGUUAGUCCUAUACUGAAAGCGUGAGUACUGUGAAGGAAAGUUGAAAGAGACUUGAAAAGAUCUGGAAAUUUGUCUUUUAAAGCAGCUGUAAAACAGCGUACCUUUUGUAUAAUGGGUUUACGAGAUAUCGUUUGGCAAAUUUAAAUAAACUUUCUUGCAGAUAAAAUGUAGGUGAAGAGAAGUCGAGAAGGCUCUUUAGUCAAAUUACCCGAAACCAAGUGAUCUAACCAUGGGCAGUUUUAAAGAACGAACCGGUGGUUGUGGCAAAAACCUCGGAUGACCUGUGGAUAGGGGGGAAAGCCCAAUCGGACUUGGAGAUAGCUGGUUUUCUACGAAAACUAUGUAAGUAGUGCGUUCACAUAGGGCAUUGUGUUAAUAAAAAAAUAGAAAAAAAAAUGAACAGAAGAACAUUAAUUUGUUAGACUAUUUAAUUCUUUUUAUUUAACGCUCUAUUAAAAUUUUAGGGUAAAGGCCUAUUGCUUUAAGGGGGAUAGACUUUGAAGGUAAAAUUUGAAGUGGACAGACAGACAGGGGGCGAAUAGGUCCGUUGUCAAAAGGGGAGAGCCCAAAUCAGAAAUUAAAGUUACAGAUUCAAUAAUUAAGUGUAAAAGGAGUAUGGGAUUUAGACAAUGAAGAGGUAGGCUUGGAGCCAGCCAUCUUUGAAAGAAUGCGUAGUAGUUCACUCAAGAACUCUUUUUCCCCAAAAAUUAUGGUGGCUAAAAAUUGAACUGAAAUUCUGAGGGCAGUAAGAAGUUUGCUUGGUAGUAGAACAGACUGUUAGAUGGUGGUGAGAACCCAAGAAUCAGAAGAGAUAAUGUGAACAUGAGUAAAAAAAUUGUUGCUUCAUCUCCCCUGGUUACCAAGCCUAAGGGUUUGGGUGAAACAGCCUCUAAGGAGGUUACCGAUGGGUGAUAAUAAUAAACGCAUAAAGUGCCAGGAAAUAAUUAUAAAUAAAUAUUACUGUUGCAAACUAACACAAGUGGGAGAUAGUGAGGGGAAAAGUUUUUUUAAGGAACUCGGCAAAUUUUUAGCUCUCAUUAGAGGGUUUAAACACAAGGCCUCGGCUGUUUACCAAAAACAUAGCUUUUUGCUAAUAUGAAGGUAGAAGUAUGAAAGGUGAGACCUGCCCAAUGGUUGUAUCUAAAAGGGUUGGUAAAGCCAACUUUAUAAAGACAAUUAAAUGGCCGCGGUAACACUGACCGUGAUAAUGUAGCGUAAUCAAUAGUCAAUUAAUUGUUGGCCGGUAUGAAUGGUGUCACGAGGGUCUCACUGUCUUAAGAAAAUGUCCAGUGAAAUUGAAUUUGUAGUGAAGAUGCUACAUCCAAAUUGUUAGACAAGAAGUCCCCAUGGAACUUUACUGGAAACUUAUGUGGCUUAAAUUAAUUUAUUUCUUACAAAUAAGUAGUUUUAAAAUGUGGUGUUAACCUCUUGGAUUAAUUGGGGUUAGAAAAGCUCACUCUUUUAUUUUAAGAAAGCCAACUCAAAAACUUAUGUCUUUGGGAUUGGAUAAGUGGGACAGUUUGGUUGGGGCGACCGCCUUUAAAAAAGUAACGAAGGCGGGCUUAAGAUAUAUUUUUAGUUAUGUCUGACUGCGAAGGGGGAAUCCUGAGCAGGCACUUAUUUUUAGGUGGGUUUAAGUGACCCGUUAAUUUAGGGUGAAAUAGUUAACGAUAAACAAAUAAAAGUUACCCUGGGGAUAACAGCGCAAUAACGUUUGAGAGUUUUCAUUGACGACGAUGUUUGCGACCUCGAUGUUGAAUUGCGGCAUCCUGGGGUGCAGUCGCUCCCAAGGGUUGGUCUGUUCGUCCAUUAAAGCCGUACAUGAUUUGAGUUAAAAGCGUGGUAACACAGCUUGGUUUCUAUCUACAAUUUGAAGAAACAUUGAUAUAACUAUUUUCUAGUACGAAAGGAUCGAAAAAUUAGUGGUUCUCUUAUUUUUAUAAGUUACAAUCAAUUGAUUGACUCGGAUACUUUUUGAAGGGGUCUUUUGGUUAAUUGCUGAUUGCUUCUAAAGUAUGAAACUUAUAUCAAGUUGUUUAAAGUUCUGAAGAGGAAUUAUUUAUUAUCAGGGUUUGGUUUUUAAUUAUACUUUAAUUACAUUAAUUGGUAUUGUUAUACGGGUUGGGGGGGGGGGGGGAGUAAAUAAUAGCUCACUAACGCCCCAGGAGUUAGAUAUGAUAACUUGUCAUAUUGUGCCUAGCUCAUUAGAAUUAUGAGAAACAAAGAUCUAGGGUGUAUAUUUGUAUUUUGUUUAUUUUAGUGGUGGGCGCCCUUGCUGCCGGUGUCGGAGGAAGAAAAUUAGGAGAAAAAGGUGCUGGAAUUUUAACUUCAAGCUGUUUAAUUAUAAGUUUAUCUUGGUCCAUUUUAGUAUUUUAUGAAGUAGUUUUAAGUUUUUCUACGACACAUAUAAAAUUAUGAAGGUGGUUAGACUCUGAUCUAUUAACUGUUUAUUUUGGCUUACAAUUUGAUAGUUUAGUCGCGAUUAUGUUACUUGUUGUUACAACAAUCUCUACUUUAGUUCAUAUUUUUUCUACAGCAUAUAUGGCGGGGGACCCUCAUAUUCCUCGUUUUAUGUCUUAUUUGUCUCUCUUUACAUUUUUAAUGGUUGUAUUAGUUAGUAGCGACAAUUAUGUACAAUUGUUUAUCGGUUGA